Messenger RNA from Amphiprion ocellaris (clown anemonefish), 471 nucleotides. It is a transcript of the gene mrpl53, whose product is annotated as mitochondrial ribosomal protein L53. The record is from RefSeq and is a predicted model, not a curated record. The transcript has 3 exons. The coding region runs from base 59 to 385 and encodes 108 amino acids. Gene Ontology annotation, cellular component: mitochondrial large ribosomal subunit. NCBI's taxonomy places the organism in Eukaryota, Metazoa, Chordata, Actinopteri, Pomacentridae.
UGCUGGUCCUCCGCAGCAGCGUCACUCUCUGACGGGGUUCAACGUCACCGAAGAAAACAUGGCGGCGUCCAGUAAGUCGGCCGUGGUGCUGAAGGCUGUGAAGAAAAUCGCGGUUCAGUUUUGUCCCUUCGAGUCCAAUGUUCGCUCCACACGGGAGUUUUUGCUCUUUGUGGGCUCAGAAAAGGCUCGAUCUACUAACAUGAACUGUGAAGUGAUAACCACGGUGAAGCACGACAAAUCUGAACCUGUAGUGGACGUUACAUUUGUGGAUGGAGAACGGCUGCUGAUGAAGGGGGCAAAGUUGACCACCAGGGAGAUGCUGAGUGCAUUUCAGUCCCGCUGCACAGCAAAGGACCCACAGGCAAAAGCUGGAGUGAAAAAAUGACCACGUUCUGUUUCUGCCUGUUGAAUUUAUUUGUAUUUAUCCUGUAUAUUCUUUGACAUGUUCAAUAAAAACUAUUUCACUGGUAA